AUGGAUCUCCUUACUGGUUCAAGCUUGUCGGGAAUGUACAACCUUGCAAGAGAUUCUGUUCCCUCUGGGCAGGGCAUACUGCUGCAAUUUUCAUCAAUGAAACCGAUGCAGUUGGGGAAUCUUAAUCCUGCUGGCCGGAAUGAUUGUGAAAGCUCAGAGAGCGCCGUCCGUGUAGCUUUCCAGGAUCUGAGAUUUCUGUCUACAUUUAUCGAUCCAAACUGUUUACCAACCUUCCAUUUUUAUUUCGAUCCCAUGUAUAAACUUGCUGCCACAGCAGCAGCUUAUGACUGGAACCCUUUUCGUUUCUGGCUGGAAAAGGUUAUGGAGGCCGGACCUCUAAAAUUUAGAAAGACAACGGCACGCCUAACUCGCUAUGCAAUUUUGUUGGCCAAGAUCUGUCUUCUGCAUCCUCUGAAGCACAAAGUUGCAAGUCUUCAGAAGGGACUCCUUUUUUUGGUUGAUGUAGUAACUGAUAAUGAGGAUGAGAAGUCAAUCUUAACAGAUAGUGAAGUUGUGGCCGCCGGGGCACUAUAUGUCUGUAACACAUUUUCUCUUGAUGACAGUCUUACACAAGAAGGAGUCAAGGAAAUGGACGUUCGCCUUUUUAAUUUGUUAGAAAAGGUCCUGCAUUUGGUAAAACUCAGAGGGUGUUUCCAAUUGCCAAAAUUUAGUGCCCCAAAGAUUCCGGGUUUGUGCUUUAUCGAACUUCUCAUUCAAAACACGAGAGAUCUGCUUAACCGUAACCAUUACUCCACUGCAUAUGCAACUCACAAAAUCAAAGCCAUUUGUGCAGAUUUGGAUGUCAUCAUAUCUACAUUUCGGGAUGUUUUUGAGGAAGGCAUUGAAGAGCAGGAUAAUAUUCUUAUGCGACUUGUAGAAGUGGCAUAUCAGACAGAACACGCCAUUGGCUUAGUGUUGAAUGAAAAUAAUCAUGAGUGGGAACACUUUAUAUGGCUGGAUCAUCUGUUUGAAGAGAUUAGGCAUAUCAAGAUUCAGAUUGCAAAUCUUGAUGAGAAUAACGAGAGUAACAGUAAUGAAGGAACCCCCAAUCUAGCACAACAGCAUAUGAUGAUGCCUAUUGCGUCAAAAGCUGUCACAACAACGGUUAAGGAAGUUAUGGUUGGACUUAAUGAUCAUAAGAAUGAGAUAAUUGAUCGACUUACUAGGGGAAAACAACGAGAUACUGUCUCAGUUGUUGGAAUGCCGGGAAUUGGAAAGACCACCUUAGUAACUAAUGUGUUUUGCAAUCAAACUAUUAUGUAUCACUUCGAUGUCCGUGCUUGGAGCUGUGUUUCUCAAAGAUAUAAAAAGAGAGAUUUGUUGCUUGAUAUCUUGAGUAACAUUAUCUCUAUCACGGAUAUCAUCAUUGAGAAGAGUGAUAAUGAUCUAGCUGAACUCUUGUACAAACAGUUGAAGGGAAAAAGGUACCUUAUAGUCAUGGAUGACAUGUGGAGCACAAGGGCAUGGGAUGAUUUGCAGCUCUCAUUUCCAGAUGACUCAAAUGGUAGCAGAAUUUUGAUAACAAGUCGUCUCGAGAAUGUGGUUUCCAACAUUAGUUAUCCUCAUUCUCUCCGUCCACUCUCUGAGGAAGAAAGCUGGGAUUUGCUAAAAUUAACGAUUUUUCAGGAAGAAGAGUGUCCUCUGGAGCUGUUAGAAGUUGGUCGACAGAUAGCAAUAAAUUGCAAAGGAUUGCCUCUGGCAAUCAAUGCAAUAGCUGGUCUUCUUAGUAGGACUUGUGGAAAGAGCCAAGAUAUGUGGAAUCAAAUUGCUGACAGUGUAAGCUCGCGGGUUGUAAAUGAUCCAGAAGAUCAAUGCAAGAACAUAUUGGAGGUCAGCUACUAUCAUUUACCUGAUCAUUUGAAAGCUUGUUUACUUUAUUUUGGAGCAUUUCUUGAGGACGAUGACAUUCCAGUUUGGAGAUUGCAGUGGUUGUGGAUCGCAGAAGGAUUUGUACGUAAAUCAGAGUCAAAGAGCUUGGAGGAUCUUGCUGAGGAAUACUUAAUGGAUCUAAUUGGUGCAAGCCUUGUCAUAGUGGCUAAAAGAAGAUCAAAUGGAAAGGUAAAAACAUGUCGAGUUCAUCAUGUGGUACGUGAUUUGUGUCUGUUAAGAGCUAAAGAAGACAAUUUUUUGCUGUACAUUUCUGCUAGAACUUACAAGGAGUAUCGACUUUGUUUUUGUGUGAAUCGAGAACACUUUGUUGUGUCGAAACCUUCUGGUCCAUUUGUCCGGUCUCUACAUUUUUUUGCCACUUCUGAUAUGUACCCUAGAUGCCCUUAUGAUGUCUCUUUUAUUCCUGCUAACUAUAGCCAUCUUAGGGUGUUAGAUUUGGAAUCCAUCAAUAUUGGUGCAUCUUUUGAAAAUGGAAUAGACCUGCUCUUUGAUUUGAGAUAUCUAGCUGUUUGUAGUGAUAUGGAGUCCAUCCCGCCAUCUUUGUCCAACCUUGAAAAUCUAGAAAGUUUACUUGUGAAGAGUUUGAAGAGUAAAGUUGUGUUACCAGAGACCAUAUGGAGGAUGAGAAAGUUGAGGCAUAUACGUGUAACUAAUUGUGCUAUCUUUUCUUGGGGGUUGACCGAAGAUAAAAAUUCCUCCGACUGUGAGGCACUUAGCUUGGUAUCUCUUUCUUUUCCAUGUUUUACAUGUGGGGAGGCAACUGAUGAGAUGAUGAUGAGGUUUUCCAACCUUCGAAAAUUGAAGUGCAUGGUUUUAAACUCUAGAGGUGUUCCAACGAGUUCUUCUACAUUUCCUGCAUUCGAGUCGUUAUGUAAAUUGGAGUCCCUGAAUGUAUCAUACUAUGGCAAGGACCUUGAUGCUAGUAAAUUGAGCGUUCCUUCUCGUAUAAAGAAGUUAACGUUAUCAAACUUCCGCCUGCCAUGGAGUCAAAUCUCAGUGAUAGGAAGAUUGCAGAACCUGGAAGUCCUGAAAUUGGAAUCUGAAGCAUUUGAAGGUCCAAGCUGGACAAUGGAAGAAGGGGAGUUUCUCAAUCUCAAAUAUUUGAGAUUGAACGCACUAAAUAUUGUCCAAUGGGAUGCCUCCAUUGAUAUUUUGUUGCCAAAGCUUGAGCAGCUUGUUGUGCGAAAUUGCCCGAAGCUUGAGCAGGUCCCGUCUGACUUUGUCUACAUCCCGAUGCUACAGAAGAUUGAGGUUCAACAAUGUGCAAUUUCUGUUGAAGAGUCUGUUAAAAGAAUCGAGGAAGGAGCUCUGCAAUCCCAGGCUCCCAGCCAAAAUAUAAACAUUAUGUUCUCAAAACUAAAAUUAUCAAUCUUCGAAAAAAGGUGUUUAUCUAUCGAUUCAACAAUGAUGGUGAUCUUGAUCACCAGAAGAAUGCCACUGCUGAAUCGUUCGACUUGGAGAAAAUUGAUGACAGCGUGUCAGAGAUCAGUGGGAGUGAGAAGGAAAUGCCAGCUUGAAAAGCUGCUGGAGGACAUUAUUCUAGAUGUCUCCAGAGAAUGUGAUCAUCAUCAUCAGGAAAGAUUCUUUUCUUCUUUUAUCAGUUAUAUAAUUGGUGUCAGAUAUGAAUUUGAACUUGUGCGCAACGAAUUGCUGUUCCUACUUACACGCCAGAGCAUGAUGGAAGAGGAAUUGUUAGAAAUUAGAGAACAAAAUGCAGAAGCACUAACGAUGGGCCAAAAGUCCUCAUCUCUUCCUGGUGUUAUUUACAUCAAGUUAUUGAAGCCUAGAUUUGCAAAUGUAGUAAUUAAUAAAGAGGAUGAGAAGCCGAUCUUGACGGACAUUGAUGUUGUGGCUUCCGGAGUAAUAUCUGUCUGUAACACACUUUCUGUUGAUAAAAGUCUCACAGAAGAAGGAGUCAAGGACGUGGAUUUUCGGCUUCUUGAUUUUACGAGAGAUCUGCUUAAUCAGUUGGCUUUCAUGAUAUCUACAUUUCGGGAGAUUUUUGAGCAGGGCAUCGAGAUUCAGAAGCAUGGUGAUCUUCUUACGCUGCUUGUAGACAUUGCAUAUCAGGUGGAACAUGCCAUCGGCUCAGUGUUGAAUGAGAAGAAGGAAGCUUGGCAACAUUUGUUAUGGCUGGAUCAUCUGUUGGAAGAGACUAGGCAUAUAAAGAUGCAGCUUGCAGAUUAUGACGGGAACAACACUUUCAGUGGAGAAGGAGUUGCCACCACACUAACUGCAACUGAAGAAGUUAUGGUUGGACUCGAUGAUCAUAAAAAGAAGAUCAUUGAUCGACUCACCUCAAAUGAAAAGCAGCUGGGUAUCAUCUCAAUUGUCGGAAUGCCAGGAAUUGGAAAAACCACCUUGGCGAAUAAUGUGUUCCGAGAUAAAAUGGUGACGUCUCACUUCCCAGUUUGCGCUUGGAGCUGUGUAUCUCAAAGAUAUAAUAAGAGAGACUUGUUGCUUAAUCUCCUGGGACACAUUAUCUCUAUCACAGAUGACAUCAACGAGAAGGAUGAUAAUGAUCUGGAAAACUUAUUGCGUAAAGCGUUGAAGGGAAAAAGGUAUCUGAUAGUCAUGGAUGACAUGUGGAGUACGAAGGCAUGGGAUGAUUUGCGGCUCUCAUUUCCAAAUGACCAAUACGGUAGCAGAAUUUUGAUAACGAGUCGUCUGGAGAACGUGGUUUCAAGCAUUAGUGAUCCUCAUCCUCUCCGUCCACUCUCUGAGGAAGAAAGCUGGGAUUUGCUAAAGUUGAAGAUUUUUCAGGAAGAGGAGUGUCCUCUGGAGCUGUUGGAAGUUGGUCGACGAAUUGCUAUAAAUUGCAAGGGAUUGCCUCUGGCAAUCAGUGCAAUAGCUGGUCUUCUUAAUAGGACUUGCGGAAGGAGCCGAGAUAUGUGGAAACAAAUUGCAAACAACGUAAGCUCACGGCUGGUUAAUGAUCCAGAAGAUCAAUGCAGGAAUAUAUUAGAGCUCAGCUACAAUCAUUUACCUGAUCAUUUGAAAGCUUGUUUGCUUUAUUUUGGUGCAUUUCGAGAGGACAGUGAAAUUCCAGUUUGGAGAUUGCAAUGGUUAUGGAUCGCGGAAGGAUUCAUUAGCAAAUUGGGGUCUAAAAGCUUGGAGGAUCUUGCUGAGGAAUACUUGAUGGACCUAGUCGGUAGAAAUCUUGUCAUAGCGGCAAAAAGAAAAUUGAACGGUAAGGUGAAAGCUUGUCGAGUGCAUGAUGUGGUACGGGAUUUGUGCUUGCUGAGAGCUAAAGAUGACAAUUUCUUGCUGCAGAUAACUGCUGAUGAUGAACCUUAUUCUUCUUUUACUGAUUUAGACCCUGAUGUCCCGCUUGAGCUUUUCAUUACUUCCAACGACACAACAUACAAUGAAUAUCGGCUGUGUUUCUGUGUGAACCGAGAACACUUUGCUGUAUCAAAGUCAUCUGGUCCAUUUGUUCGAUCUCUAUUAUUCUUUGCCACUUCUGAUAUAUACCCAAGAUGCCCUUAUGAUGUCUCCUUCAUUCCCAUCAACUAUAGACGUCUCAGGGUGUUGGAUUUGGAAUCCAUCAACAUUGGCGCCUCAUUCGAAAAUGGAAUUGAACUGCUCGUUGAUCUGAGAUAUCUGGCUGUUUGUGGUGAUAUGGAAUCUAUCCCAGCCUCGCUGUCCAACCUAGAGAAUCUCGAAAGUUUACUUGUGAAGAGUCUAAAGAGGAAAGUUGUGUUACCAGAGACCUUAUGGAGGAUGAGAAAGCUGAGACAUAUAUAUGUAACUAAGUGUGCUAUCUUUACUUGGGGACGGGCCGAAGAUGGAGAUUCUUCUCAGUUGCUUAGUCUGGUAUCACUUUCUUUUCCAUGUCUUACAUGUGGGGAGGUAACUGAUGAGAUGAUGAUGAGGUUUCCGAACAUUCGAAAAUUGAGGUGCAUUAUUUUAAAACCAUUAGGUGGUUCGCCAGGCUUCUCUCCAUUUCCUGCAUUCAGCUCACUAUGCAAGUUGGAGUCACUGAAUAUGUCAUACCACGGAAAGGUCCUCAAUGCUGGCGAGUUGAACUUUCCUUCCGGCAUAAAGAAGUUGAUGUUAUCAAACUUCCGGCUGCCGUGGAGCCAAAUGUCAGUGAUUGGAAGAUUGCCGAACUUGGAAGUUCUGAAAUUGGGUUCUAAAGCAUUUGAAGGGUCAACCUGGACAAUGGAAGAAGGGGAGUUUCUCAAUCUCAAGUACUUGAAACUGGAGACACUAAAUAUUGUCCAUUGGGAUGCUUCCGUUGAUAAUUUGCUACCUCAGCUUCAGCAGCUCAUUGUUCGAAAUUGCGUGAAGCUCGAGGAGAUCCCUUCAGAUUUUGUCUACAUCUCAACAUUAGAGAAGAUUGAAGUUCAACAUUGUGGAAUUUCUGUUGAAGAGUCUGUAAAAAGAAUCGACGAAGAAGGAAUUGAAGGGCUCCAGAUUAGUUCCCGCGGAUGCAAGUUACCUAAUCGCAGCCAUCUUAUUUCUGUACUGCGUCUGAGGGUAUUGGAUUUUGAAUCCAUCAAUGUGGGUGCCUCCUUUGAAAAUGGAAUAGAACAGCUGGUUGAUUUGAGAUAUCUAGCUGUUUGUGGUGAUAUGGAGUCUAUCCCACCGUCAUUGUCCAACCUAAAGAAUCUAGAAAGUUUACUGGUGAAGAGUUUCUGUUGCAAAGUGGUGCUACCAGAGAGUGUAUGGAGGAUGAGAAAGUGGUGGCAUGUAUGUGUAACUGAUUCUGCUGUCUUCAUUUGGCAAGUUGGAGUCACUGAAUAUGGGAAUGCCCUUGAUGCUACUAUCCUCCAAACUACUUGCUUAUUAGGAGUUCCCUCACAUGGAAAUCUGCAGGAAGAACAGAACCCAUUGAUACGCCAAGUCACAGACACUCAUAAUAUCCUCCCAUCUUCUCCUCUUUCGAAUCUUUUAGGCACAGUCACCGAGCUUAAAUUCAAGUCCUUCAUCCAAGAGUACGGGAAAAGCUACUCUACCCACCAGGAGUACCUCCACCGAUUAAGGGUGUUUUCUAAGAACCUUAUCAAGGCGGCGGAGCAUCAGGCCAUGGAUCCCACCGCCGUCCACGGCGUCACCCAGUUCUCCGAUCUCACCGAGGUUGAGUUCGAGAGUAUGUACCUGGGCGUUAAAGGUGGCAGUGCUGCUGGGACCCACUUGGGUGGUCACGCUUUUGGCAGUGGUAAUAUUGCUGCAACGGAAGAUGAUGCGAGUGAAUUGCCUGAAGAUUUCGAUUGGAGAGAUAAAGGUGCUGUGACUGAUGUCAAAACACAGGGGCGUUGUGGAUCAUGUUGGGCUUUUAGCACUACUGGAGCCGUUGAAGGAGCUCAUUUUAUUGCAACAGGGAAGCUUCUCAACUUAAGUGAGCAGCAGCUUGUUGAUUGUGAUCACCAGUGUGAUAUACGGGAAAAAGACUCGUGCGAUGCCGGGUGCCAUGGGGGACUAAUGACAAACGCUUACAACUAUUUAAUAGAGGCAGGCGGGAUAGAAGAAGAAGCUACCUAUCCUUAUACUGGGAAGAAAGGAGAAUGCAAAUUUAAGCCUGAAAAAAUUGCUGUCAGAGUCCGCAAUUUCACCACCAUCCCGGUCGACGAGUCUCAAAUUGCUGUCAAUUUAGUCCGCAAUGGUCCACUUGCAAUUGGAUUGAAUGCAGUGUUCAUGCAAACCUACAUUGGUGGAGUGUCUUGUCCUCUGAUUUGCGGCAAGAAGUACAUCAACCAUGGUGUUCUGCUUGUGGGUUAUGGGUCGAGGGGGUAUUCGAUUCUCAGACUUGGCCACAAACCGUACUGGAUCAUCAAGAAUUCUUGGGGGAAACGGUGGGGAGAACACGGGUACUACCGGCUUUGCCGAGGUUACAACAUGUGUGGGAUGAACUCCAUGGUUUCUGCUGUGUUGACGCAGACCUCUUAA
Messenger RNA from Oldenlandia corymbosa var. corymbosa, 7782 nucleotides. Lineage: Eukaryota; Viridiplantae; Streptophyta; Magnoliopsida; Gentianales; Rubiaceae. The record is from the annotation of a GenBank genome assembly.